Molecule: messenger RNA, 3187 nt
Organism: Anopheles arabiensis
Lineage: Eukaryota; Metazoa; Arthropoda; Insecta; Diptera; Culicidae
Gene: Ctf4
Product: WD repeat and HMG-box DNA-binding protein 1
Exons: 9
Coding region: 51-3038 (995 amino acids)
Biological process (GO): DNA repair; mitotic cell cycle; DNA-templated DNA replication
Cellular component (GO): nuclear replication fork
Molecular function (GO): chromatin binding; protein binding
Source: RefSeq, a predicted model, not a curated record
UAUUUGUGAAGUUUUAAUUGUGAUUUACGAAAUACAUCGCCUUCAUCAUAAUGCCGUUCAAGCGAUCCCCAAUGCGCUAUGCGCACAUCAUGGGCUACACAAGCGUCACAUAUCAGGAUGAUGGAAACUGCAUUAUCAGUGUAGGAUACGAUGGAGAUUUCCGCAUCUGGAACGGUAUUGGGGAUGACGAUCCGCCGACCGUUUGUGUGGGUGAGCACGUAUGGUCCGCGCUACAGUACGGCGAUCGGGUGCUAGUUGCGACGGACCUGAACACGGUCCAGGCGUACAAAUAUCCCUCGCUGGACAAGGAUGGAAUCGAGUUUCGUUUCACUGCCUUUGUGACCUGCAUGGCAAAGAACAAACGGUUCAUUGCCGCUGGUUCUGAGGAUGCCACGAUUAAAGUCCUGUCCGUGGACGAUGGCGAGCAGUUUGAGCUGGAAAACCUGGAAGGGCCCGUUCUAAGCAUGGACGCCAGCAAACAGGAUUUACUGGCGGCGAGCAUCGGCGAUGGAAAACUUCACAUCUGGGAUAUGAAAACGAAGGAGCUGAAGAAAACAAUACAGGACCUGCCAAAGGUGAAAAGCUUUGAGCGCGUUCUGCACUUCUCAUCACCCACAUUUGAGCCCAAAAAGGGUAACCUACUCGCCUAUCCGAAUGGGAAGGAGGUAAUCUUGCUGAACACCACCAGCUGGGACGUGGUGAAGAAAUUCGUCAAUCCAAAGCUGUCCACUACGCUGACUGUGUGUCGGUUUUCUCCGAUGGGCGAUUAUCUUGCGGCGGGCAGUGAAAGUGGAGACAUUUGCAUUUGGGAUUGCGAAACCGGCAAGCUAGUCGAGGGUGAUAAGCCGUACGACGCGAACCCAAUCACGAAACUCGUCUGGAAUCCGAAGAAUAACGGAGAGCUGGCGUUAUCGGAUGGCAAUGGGCAGGUUGGCACGGUUACGGACAUUUUCGUCGAGGGCGGCGAGGACGAUGCCGAAGGUGCGGAUAUUGUGGCGAUGGCCGAGAAGGAGGACGAUGAUGAGGAUGACGAUGCGUUCGAUGAUCUGUUCAACGCGCAUCUUAAGCCGGAUGAAAGGGAUAGCGAAAAUGAUGCAUCGGGUGACGACGAGGGGAAUGAGAACUGUAUCGAGCUGGAAAAGUUGAAAUCGCAAGUGAUGGGCCCAACGCAGAAAUCGGAUGGCGCAAUGUCCGAUGCCGGGUUCGAUGACGACGAUCGUGGUACGGUGCGCAGCGAGCGCUUGGCGGUGGCAAAGUCCUACCCCCAGCAGCACCCUUUUCAGCCCAGCUCAACACCGAAUUCGUUGGAGCAUUGCUAUCUGGUGUACAAUCAUGUCGGAAUCGUGCGGAGACAUGCGACCGAUAAGGAGAACUCGAUCGAGGUGGAGUUUCAUGACUCGCAGCAACACCACGGCAUUCAUUUGAACAAUUUCCUCAACCACACGAUGGCAGGGCUGAGCGAAACCGUGCUGGCCAUGGCUUGCCCCAACGAGGACGGUAACCCGAGCAAGAUUGUGUGCAUCAAUCAGGCCGCAUUUGGCAAGCGCGAGUGGACGUAUACGAUGCCGGGCUGCGAGGAGAUCAUUGCCGUGACGGCAUCGGAUAAGAUCGUCGUCGUUGCCACGGACAGUCGGCUGCUGCGCGUGUACACGGCGCGUGGCACUCAGCGGGAGGUGAUAGCGGUGGCGGGACCUAUCGUUGCACUUGCCGCGUACGGGGAUCACUUUUUGGUGGCGUAUCACAGUGCGCCGGCCAACGAGGAUCAGCACAUCAGUUUGAUGAUCGUGACGUGCGUCAACUUUAAGCUGCGCUGUCGGGAAGUGCGCGUACCACUGACGGCCGGGUCGGAGAUGCAGUGGGUUGGAUAUUCGGAUCGAGGAUCGCCCGCGGUGUACGAUACGGCGGGCAUGUUGAACAUUUAUCACGCCACAUCGAACCUUUGGCUGCCGAUUUAUAAUGCAGAAUAUUUGCAAACAAAAGGUGCAUCAGACCAUCUGUUCAUCAUCAAGGUUUCGGAAUCGACCCAGCACGUGCAGCUGGUGUUGUGCCGUGGGUCAAAGUAUCCGCUAACCACCCCGAAACCCAUCCCGAUGGAAGUGAAGUUUGCCCUUCCAAUGUGUGAUCUGGAGAGUGAAAAGGAAUGUCUUGAAGACGAUUUGGUACGUUCGCUUUACCUCAAAGUGAACGAUGCUGAUAAGUUAAUGAAGGAGACGGCUGUCAAACUGUUUGCGCUUGCCUGUAAAAAUGAAUGUGAACAGCGUGCGAAGGAGCUGGUGGAAACGAUCGCCUCGAGUCAUUUAAUUCCGCUGGUGAUUAAGUAUGCGAGCAAGAUUCGACGGUAUCAUCUGGCGGACAGUUUGGCACCAUUGCUACCAACGUUCCAGGAACAGGAAGUGCAGGAGGAAAAAAUGGAGCAGGAAAGCGUCCGAGAGAAUGCGGCCAUCGUGAACGAACUGCAGCACAUCAAUCUUGAGGCGAUCACGAAGAAAGAUACCACACCGAAAAUAAAACCGCUUCCAGUUGGCACGAAAAAGCCCACCAAUCCAUUCCGUAAAUCGACGGCCGCUGCAACCGACGGCAUAUCGUCACCCGCAUCGUCCUCGGGCCAUACCGGUGCCAACAGCAGUAAUCCGUUGGAGCAUUUGACCGGCAAAGCGAUUGGAUUUUCGGCCUCUCGCAGCAGCAGCCCGAGCGUUGGCAGCAAACUGACAUCGUCGUCGGUCGACGCAACGGGAGGACAGGACGAAAAUCGGCCACAGAACAGUGGCGGCGGCACCUCAACGCCCGGCAUGAAGUUUCUCCCUUGGUUCGAGCUCAAUCGAGACGACCUGCAGAGAAAGCAUCCGGAAGCGGACGAACAGCAGCUCAUCAAAAUUGGCAUGCGUGAGUUCAAGGCACAGCAGGCGAAAGGUGUAUCGAGCGACGCGGCAUCAUCCCCGGCGGACGGCGGAUCGGCGAAGCGGAAGCUGGACGCGAGUGAUGCACCAGAAUCGGGUGUGUCGAAAUUGGCAAAGUUUGGCUUCGUGAAGAGUGGUUAGUGUGAAUGAUGUUGCAGGAAUGCGAUGCUCUACGCACCGCGCCUUUUGGAUGAUAAGGUUAUUAGAUUAGCGCCCACAAACUCUAUAUCACGUAAACAGGUGCCUGAACUGAAGUGAACAAACGAUAGAAUAAUAAUUUUAAACCAUUA